AUGACAGGUGUAUGGGUGUCUAUUGUGAAAUGUAUUUUGAAAGUCAAAGUUGCGGGAACUAAUUUGGUUUCUUUGUCUAAAGGGGAGGUGGGAAAUGGAAUGGACAUUCGAUUCUGGUUAGACCCAUGGGCAUGUAAUGAUACGUUGAAGGAGAGGAUUCCGACACUCGCUGCUCUCAAUACUAGAAACUGUCGGUUUGGUUCACUGUUAUGUGGAAUGUGCGACCAACAUGAAGAAUCAAUUGGUCAUUUACUGCUUGAAUGCGAAGUGGCUAUGGAAAUUUGGCAAAAGAUUGGAGAUUGGUGUAAGGAGCAGCCUCUGUUCUUCUUCUCGACUACUGAUUUGUUCAAAGCUCACAACGUUGAGGGACUUGGGAUUAAGGAGAAAAGUGUGCUGAAGGGGAUCGUUUUUAUCACUUGUUGGUGCAUUUGGAAAGCUCGCAACGACUUACGGUUUGCCAAUAUCACUAUAAAUGUUGACAGGAUUUUUAAUGACAUUAGAUCGAUUGGUUUCUUAUGGUAUAGGAAUAGAGGUAAACACCGAUCAAUUAUGUGGAACGAUUGGUGUGGUUUUAAUUUGAGGUAA
This is a messenger RNA of Erigeron canadensis, 585 nucleotides long. RefSeq lists its product as uncharacterized. The transcript is spliced from 2 exons. The record is from RefSeq and is a predicted model, not a curated record. NCBI's taxonomy places the organism in Eukaryota, Viridiplantae, Streptophyta, Magnoliopsida, Asterales, Asteraceae. Bases 1 to 585 code for a protein of 194 amino acids.